Messenger RNA from Scophthalmus maximus (turbot), 7857 nucleotides. RefSeq names its product microtubule cross-linking factor 1. The transcript is spliced from 15 exons. Gene Ontology annotation, biological process: regulation of autophagy. The record is from RefSeq and is a predicted model, not a curated record. Lineage: Eukaryota; Metazoa; Chordata; Actinopteri; Pleuronectiformes; Scophthalmidae. Bases 591 to 6713 code for a protein of 2040 amino acids.
ACCACAGCGUGUCAGACCUGGUCCCAGAGAGAGAGAAGAAAAAACAAGGGGUGUGCUUGCUGUGGUUUUACUUGUGAGGCAGCAGCUGCGCAUGCGCACCCGCAGUAAAAUCACGGCCGUCGAGCCUCGCACCGCAGCAGCGAUUGCAGAUCUUACAUGUCAGAUGUAGGGAAGGAGUGGGGAGAAGAGGGGUACGAGACACGGCGAGGGGAGGGGGCCUCAGCGCGCACAGCCCCGGCGGAUCAGAGGGAUGGAGACCCCGGCGUGAGGAGGAAGAAGCAGAGGGCUGAUGACUGACUCCUUUCUUCCUCAAACUUAAAGCCUUACCAGCCUGCAGAUGCAACCUGUCUGUCAUCCGCCUCCCAGCCAUCCCCCCGCUUCGGUUGCAUCGUUUCCUCUGAGGGGGACUACCAUGACAACCUGCUGACCGCAGACGGGAUGGAGUAGUCAACGACACCGUCCAGCACAUAGCGCAGGAUGCGCAGGAAGAAGGUGGAGAAACCUGGCUGCUGCUCUCGUCCCAGAUUGUGCGCGGCGCCGUGGAUUGAUCGCCUGCUCCCUCGCCCUCCCGCUGCCGGCGUCCGGGUAUAAUGGAGAGCUCCAAUGGCUCCGGCAGCGACGCCAAGCCGCAGAACCACCAGUUGGAGAAGAAGCGGCUGAACCGAGCGCCCUCGCCGGCCAGACCUUUCCUCAAGGAUGCGCACUCGCGCUCCGCCAGACCACCUGCCAUCGUGCCCCGCUCCCCCAAACUCCACAAGCAGCAGCAGCAGCAGCAGCAGCUGUCCUCAGCCCAUCCGAACCGCAGCUCCAGGCGCAACCCCACCGGGGCCAAAGAGAAAGCGGCCAGCGUCAAAAGUGGCCCCAAGUCUGCUGCUGCCGCGAGAAAGCCCACGAAGGCGCCUCAGCACGCGGCGGCAGCCGAGCCCCGAGCCGCCGGCACCAAGCCGGACGGCACCGGCAGCAGUCCGGUUCUCGCCAAAGGCAAGAAGGGGAAACUAGCCUCGGGGUCCCCGGGCUCCCCGGGGGCCCCCGCCCUGCAUGGAUCUCCGAUCCGCGUGCCCACCGGCGCGCCCCUCGCCCGGCUCGCCCAUCAGACCGACAGCAGCUCGGACCUGUCGGACUGUCCGUCCGAGCCGCUGUCGGACGAGCAGCAGCGGCUGGCGGCGGCGGCCGGCAGCGACGCGGAGUCCGGCACCGGCUCCAGUGACCGGGAUCUGCAGGGAGCCGAUAAUCCGCUGCGGGCAGAACCGACCGGAGCGGCGGCGGCGGCUGAUGAUGCUGAUGCUGAUGCUGAUGCUGCUGCUCCUCUUCCGUUGCGCACAGCAGCAGAGGCUUCCUCCGCCGCCGCGCAGGGAAGCAUCAUGUCUCAGGCUCAGUCCUCUCCGGCGGCGCACGGAGAGAAACACAAGCAGGAGAAACCCACAGCAACAACAACAACAACAACAACAACAACAACAGCAAGCGCACAAUUCAAACUGCCCGGCGCCAGGGAUGUGACCGAGGACGAGCUGCAGCGGGAAGUGGAAGAUUUGAGAUCCGAAAACGACUACCUCAAGGAUGAAGUGGACGAGCUGCGGGCGGAGAUGGAGGAGAUGCGGGACAGCUACCUGGAGGAGGAGGUCUACCAGCUGCAGGAGCUGCGCAGGGAACUGGACCGGUCCAACAAGAACUGCCGCAUCCUGCAGUACCGCCUGCGGAAGGCCGAGCAGAAGAGCCUGCGCGUGGCGCAGACCGGCCAAGUGGACGGGGAGCUGCUCCGCAGUCUGGAGCAGGACCUGAAGGUGGCCAAAGACGUGUCGGUGCGUCUGCACAACGAGCUGGAGAGCGUGGAGGACAAACGCAGCCGGGCCGAGGACGAGAACGAGCUGCUCAGACAGAACAUCAUCGAGGUGGAGAUCUCCAAACAGGCGCUGCACAACGAGCUGGAGAGGACCAGAGAGACUGUCCUGAGGAGACGAGGAAGCCGGGAAACAUUUAAAGACAAGAAAACCACAAGCCAGGAGGACAGUGCGGACCUCAGGUGCCAGCUCCAGUUUUCCAAGGAGGAGUCCGGCCUGAUGAGGAAAAAGAUGGCCAAGCUGGGCCGGGAGAAGGACGAACUGGAGCAGGAGCUGCAAAAGUACAAGUCUGUUUACGGGGACGUUGACAGUCCCCUUCCCCUGGCCGAAUGCUCUGGCGGGGGCCCUCAUACCACUCGAGAGGCUGAGCUGCGAUUGCGGCUCAAGCUGGUGGAGGAGGAGGCCAACAUCCUGGGCAGGAAGAUAGUGGAGCUGGAGGUGGAGAACCGCAGCCUGAAGGCAGAGAAUGAAGACAUCCGGUGUCAGUACGAAAGGGACUGCUUUGGGCGAGAACCCUUCUCCAGCAUGCCCUCGUCGCCGUAUGGCGGUGAUGCGCUGGAGUCCGCAAAUGAGCUACGCCGCCAUCUCCAGUUCGUGGAAGAGGAGGCUGAGCUCUUGCGUCGUUCCAUCUCAGAGAUUGAGGACCACAACAGGCAGCUGACAUCUGAACUCAAUCGCUUCAAAUUCGGGCCGAGCAGCAGCUCCGGGCUCGAGGAAGGUGACGAAGUAGGACUGUUUAAACCUGGUAAUGGCGGCAACGGGAAUGGUUCCAGUACUGGGAUGAUGAUGGAGGAGCUAAAGUCAGCGAGGAUGCAGAUCAAUGAGCUGAGCGGAAAGGUGAUGAAGCUGCAGUACGAGAACCGCGUCCUCAUGUCAAACGUCCAGCGUUGUGACCUGGCCGCACACAUCGGCCUACGCACCGGCAGCCCUCGGGACAGCGAUGCGGACAGCGAUGCAGGGCGGCGAGAAGCCACCGAGGACGAAGAGACAGGGCGACUUCUUCUUCUCCAGCCCAAAAGGGAGGGCCCCAUCGGAGGGGAGAGUGACUCUGAAGACAUGUUUGAGAAAACGGCAACCAGCUCAGGGUUCGGAAGCCUCAAACCCUCCGAUGGCAGCGACCUCAGUGCCACCGAACUGGCCAAUCGCAGGAGGGAAGAGCGGGAGUCGUUCAGUAAUGUGAAACGUGAGGCGGAAAGGCUCGGGAAGACGGUGGACCGACUGAUCACGGACACCGACAGUUUGAUCUUCGAGGGCAGGCUGCUGGUGACGACAGCGGAGAGCCUGGAGGGAGCGGCAGCAUCGGGAUCCAAACCAGACGCCCAGGUCCUGGACACCAUCAACACCCGCAUGAAGGCCUUCCGCACGGAGCUGCACAUCUUCAUGGAGAAGUUGGACCAUGUAGGGGAGGGGCUGAGGGAAAGGACAGACGAUCUGUCACCAAUGCCAAACCUCACAGAGUCCAGCAGCUUCCUGUCCACAGUCACCUCCAUGUCCCGCGACUCUCCCAUCGGCACGUUUGGAAGAGACCUGGUGACGGACUUCCAGUGCGUUCAGAGGGAUGAGCUGGAGUGGCGUCUAGGACAGGAGCGAGGCGUGGAGCCCCAGAGCCAGAGCCAGGGCGGGGGCCCGGCCCAGAGCAGGGGAGCCACGGGACUCACUAGGUACCACAGGCCCCUGGCUUUAAGAGCAGAGCUCCGGGACACGCCCGCUCCUGACACCCAGUUCCGUCUGGAUCAUGAGCGGAGGCUGAGAUCUGCGUCGGAGGAGCGGGAGGCUGCCGUCGUCUCUCUGCCUCAGGAGGAGGACCUCUUGCGUCUGGAGGCCCAGCGCGGGGGCCUGGAGCUGCAGGGACUCCAGGGUCACGAGGUGCACUGGACCCAGGAGAGGGCCAUGCUGCAGCAGGAGGUUCGCCUGUUCAGACGCAACACCAUCAUCUUCUACAUGAAGCUGCGCUGGAUCCUCACGCACUGGAGGCUCAGCCGCCAGGACGAGUCCGCAGACGAGGCGGUGCACCCAGAGUUUGAGAAGCUGGAGGGCAUCCCGGAGCUGGGCGUGAUAAUGGAGCAGGCCGAGGGCGAGUCAGAUCGAGAUGACCGAAUGUGUUUACCGCAAACUCUGGGGGACGAGCCGGACCCCGGGCCCAUCAUCCCUCUGCCGUCACCUGAUCAGCACCUGCAGCAUCAGAGACAGUUCGGGGAGAACCGCCGGGUGCUGCAGGCCCUGCGGACGCUGCUGGAGGAGUUUCGGGAGGAGCUGCGCGAGGAGGAGACGCGGCGAUGGCAACUGCAGCAGUCCUACGCCAAUGACAAAGCUGCCUGGGAGGUCAAGUGGGCGGAGAUGAAGUGCCAGGUGGCCCAGUUGGAGGAGGACGCACGAGGCGCGACGGUGCGAGGCGACGCACGGGGAGGCGAGGGGGACCCGGCCGGAGACCCCGAGUGGGGCCUGAAGCAGGAGCGCGAGGAGCACCGGCGCCUGCUGGCCGAGAGCCACAGCGCCUCGCUGGACCUGCGCUGGAAGCUGCAGCACGGGGAGAAGAGGUGGGGCCGCGAGAGGGCCGAGCUCCUGGAGCGCUUCGACUGGGAGCGGCAGGAGUGGAACGGCAGCAUGAGAGAGCUCCACCGCAAGAUGGAGAGGAUGCAGAGAGAGCUGAACGGCAGGCGCGGCGAGGGCAUCGAUGUCAAGGACGGCAGCUCGGGUCACAGGGGCAUGCUCUCUCCUCAGGACAGUCCCUGCAACGUCCCCCGGUCGCCGCGCUCUCCACGUUCCCCCCGCUCCCCCCGUACGACCGCCCCCGUCCUGGGCCAUCCCGCGCGCUCCCACUCGGACUCCGAGGCCGUGCUGGAGGAGCAGGGGGGGGCCGCGAUGAGGCUGAGGGGUCCGACGGAGAACCUGUUCCUGGACGCGUUGUCUCUGGAUCCGCUCAGCGGCCUGGAGGUCCCUCCACCCUCUGGACUGGAGAGUCAGAAGAGGUUCCCCUGCAUGAAGGAGGCCCUGAACGAGAUUUCGGAGAGAGAAGGCGAUCCUGCGUACCCAGAGGACGAGAUGAGCGGUGGGAGUCUGCUCAGAGCCAAGUCAGUGUGCUCCAUGAGUGACUUCCAGAGGCUAAUGGACAGCUCGCCGUUCCUCCCAGACAAAACUCGCCACGGGGAUGAGGGCGAAGACGACGUCACUCCGCCUUUGUCUCCGGACGACCUCAAGUACAUCGAGGAGUUCAACAACAAGGGCUGGGACUUCCCAUCGUCCACCUCUGGCCCAGGUCCUGCCCGGGACGCGUGGACUGACAAAACCUCCGGGGCCCGGGGAGGGGAGGCCGUUCCCGAUCCAUUCCAGCCAGCUUCCUGGUUCCUCACCACCAGCGCCACACUGACCACCAGCACCCUGAGCAGCCCUGAGCACUGCCACAAGUCCCCGCUGAAGGGCAACGGAGCAGGGUCUGCAGGGAUGGCCGUGGAGGACUAUGGGUUGCACAUCCUCCACAGUCCCACCAGACUUGGGGCAGCUGAGCACCCUACUGCCCAAGACCCGGACUUCCUGUACACCAAGGGGACCAAAGCUAGGGGUGGAGGAGAGGCGGGGGUGGGAGCCAGCGGGCCAGAUGAGGUGUUCAGUAGUGGGAGGUGGCCGUGUGGGCUUCUGGAUAGUGGAGGCCUGAGGACUUCUCCUAGUCAAUCUCCUAUCUGCCCCACAGUUGGCUACGCCUCCUCCCUGGAGCUGCAGCUCUCCAGGAACCUGAGUGACGACAUGAAGGAGGUGGCCAUCUCUGUGAGAAACGCCAUCCGCUCUCCGCCUGGGCCCGUGGUCCGCGACACCGCCUGCCAGACCAAUGGAUACACCACACGGGGCACUCAGACCACCCAGACCAUCAGUGUGGGCCUGCAGACGGACCUGCUGCGGAACCUGACCAGCAGCCCCCACCGCUGCCUCACCCCGAAAGGUGGCGGCACGCCCAUAUCCUCUCCGUCACGCAGCAUCAGGAAGGUUCAGUACUCUCAGUACUCCCCGGUGGUCCAGAGCAAGUUCGAGCGACCCUGCUGCUCGCCAAAGUACGGCUCACCCAAACUUCAGCGCAAACUCUCCGCCUCCAAUAAAACCGAACUGCCCAAUACCAGCCGCGCCCCCACUCCCACCACACCCCAGAAGGGCAAUAGCGAGUCGGCAUGGGCCCGCUCCACCACCACCCGUGACAGCCCUGUCCACACCACCAUCAACGACGGGCUCUCCAGCCUCUUCAACAUCAUCGACCACACUCCCGUGGGCUUUGAAUGCAUGCAGAAGUUCAACAAAUCUCCCAGUCGCUCCCGCCCCACGCCGCCCUCCACCACUGAGCCCAGCCCUGCUCACGGGGCCCUCGCCACGGAGCCCAGGACUGUGCAGGAGGGCUUGCGGGCGGCCCGAGGGCGUUCGCCCAGCCCCGUGCAGCUGAUAGUGGAGACGCAGGGGGACAAGAACCUGGAGGUGGUGAGCAUUCGGCAGGACCUGUCGGCGCCGCCAGGCUACACGCUGGCUGAAAACGCGGCGCGCAUCCUCAAUAAGAAGCUGCAGGAGCAGAACUUCAAAGAGGAGAGGAGGCUGCAGGCUGGAGGACAGAGCAGCCACAGCAGGGACAACAGCAGGCCGGCCGACUCGGACAGGGGACAGUCUGGAUGUAUGGAGGACCUGCCGCGCUCUCCCGUGGCCCCGCCCCUGGACUCCUGCUUCCUGAGGCCGGCCCGCCCGGCCAACCGCAGGCCCCCGUCGCGCUGGGCCGCCCGCUCUCCCUCCUCCUCCUCCUCCUCCUCCUCCCCCAAGUGGCGCGAGGGCUCCAGGAGGAGGAGGUCCACCUUCCCGCCGCCGGCACAGCGGAAGGCCAUCCUGGAGGGCGAGGAGCUGGCGUGAGUCCGUCCGCUCUACCUCCUCUCGCCCCUCGUCCACCUCAGCCUAAAAAGACCCAGUACCUCAGAAGCCCCCCCCCCACAGAUCCCGGGACUCCCUCAGAGUCGGAGCCUGACGCUGGGGAGGGAGGGGGGUUGGGAUCCACCCAGUAGCACCAGCUGACCAUCGAGUAACCAGAACUUCUCUGUGGAAGAACCUGGAAUGUACUGUAGUCUCUUCAAUAGACACAUUUCCAUAUGAGGUGCCUGCACACACUUGAGUUAAUCAGCAUCCCACAUGUGUGUGUGUGUGUGUAUAUGUAUAUACGUAUUUAAUACGUAUAUACAUAUACAUAACAUUGAGUAACUGUAGGUCAUCUGUCGGAUUUUGUACGAAGUUUACACCGUUUUUUUCUCACGUUUACAACUUUCUUUCACGUCUUUACCAUCAAUUCACGCUCAAACUCUUCGAAUGGGAGCGGACGUUCUUUUUAUUUCUUGAUUUUUUUUUUUCUUCCUGUUUUGUUUAAAGGAGGAAAAAAAAGAAGAAAACACAAACAAACAGAUACAAUAAAAAAAACAAACACCUUCUGCUUCAUCGGGUCUGAAGCGGAGACACAUGAUGUCAUUUCCGAUGCCAGAAGCCCUCGUUUCUUUCUACGUCGGGUUGAAUGUUCGGCCCUGUAGAUUUGAAGAAGUCGGGUGACGACACACUGAAUAACCUUAUGCAUAUUUGGAAGGCAGUUGUACAAACAUCGGUCAAAUAUUUUUGCAUGCCUUUUCAACACUAGCAUGUACAUAAGAGCUCCAGUCAUUUGUGAUCACUCGGCUCCGCUGCGGCGGGAAGAAGAAGAAAAACAAAACCGUGUGCGGGUGAAAUCUUGAGCUGGUUGUUUUUUGUUUGUCACAUGAUUUGCAAUGACAAAAGUUUAAAAACACAAAACAAAAAGUUUGUAAGUAAAUUAUUGUAUCAACCGGAUUGUCUUUGUAUAGUUGUUACUAUUGGAUAUGAAUAAGUUUUUUUCUUUUGACAAGAAAAAAGGGGAUUGUGGGCGAAAAAAAAAAAGAUAUGAAUGUUUUAAAUGAAAAGUCUUAUGUCCAGAAGUCUAAUGAUCUAUAGUCUCAUGUAAAUAGUAAAUGGUAAUAAACAUGAAUGUGUAUUUACAAGA